Molecule: messenger RNA, 787 nt
Organism: Peromyscus californicus insignis
Lineage: Eukaryota; Metazoa; Chordata; Mammalia; Rodentia; Cricetidae
Gene: Cuta
Product: cutA divalent cation tolerance homolog
Exons: 6
Coding region: 33-731 (232 amino acids)
Biological process (GO): response to metal ion
Molecular function (GO): copper ion binding
Source: RefSeq, a predicted model, not a curated record
CCCAGCCAGCAACGGGCCGGGGCUUCACGGAAAUGGGCGGGCCGCUUCCGCGCACGUCCUCGGUCCCGGCUGCCGAUUGGCCAGCGGGCCCCCCCCGCCCCGCCCCCUCGGGAGGCGAGGCGAUCGGGCCACUGGAGGGCCGGGAUUGGCCCAUCUGGAGACUCUGGGACAGCCUGCGCCCCCGUCACGUGGCCGCCGCCCAGGCCACGCUGCUCCUGUCGUUUCUUUGGAUGCCCGCGCUGCUGCCGGUGGCCUCCCGCCUUCUGUUGCUACCCCGAGCCUUGCUGUCCAUGGCUUCUGGAAGCCCUCCCCUGCCCUCUCCGGCCUCGGGCUCCGGCUACGUUCCAGGAUCGGUUUCUGCAGCCUUUGUCACUUGUCCCAACGAAAAAGUCGCCAAGGAGAUCGCCAGGGCCGUGGUAGAGAAGCGGCUAGCCGCCUGCGUCAACCUCAUCCCGCAGAUCACUUCCAUACUUUGUUCCCCUUCUUUCUCUGACCUCUUCAGCUAUGAAUGGAAAGGAAAGAUCGAGGAAGACAGUGAGGUGUUGAUGAUGAUUAAAACCCAAAGCUCCCUGGUCCCUGCUCUGACAGAGUUCGUUCGAUCUGUGCACCCUUACGAAGUUGCUGAGGUGAUUGCAUUGCCUGUGGAGCAGGGGAAUCCCCCAUACCUGCAUUGGGUGCGCCAGGUCACAGAAUCCGUUUCAGAUUCUGGCACAGCCCCCUCCUCUGCUUAAGGCCCUCUGGUCUCCAGGUGAUGAUGUCUGAGCCCCCAAUAAAUCCUCUUCUGUUC